Coccinella septempunctata (seven-spotted ladybird) is the source of this 1897-nucleotide messenger RNA. Its product is annotated as zinc finger protein 62-like. Bases 511 to 1620 code for a protein of 369 amino acids. Lineage: Eukaryota; Metazoa; Arthropoda; Insecta; Coleoptera; Coccinellidae. Gene Ontology annotation, cellular component: nucleus. Gene Ontology annotation, biological process: regulation of gene expression. The transcript has 5 exons. The record is from RefSeq and is a predicted model, not a curated record.
AGCUUGUUCUUUUGCCUCAUAGUCUUGAUAUUUUUGAUCUAUAUUAUUUCUUAGGAGUUUACCAUACAUUCUGCUAACUGUACUGGUUACUGCAGUUUCUCUGUAAUUCUCGCAGAGAUCUUUGUUGCCUUUCUUGUGGAUAGCUGACAUAAUAGAGGUUUUCCAUUCACUUGAUAUCUGUGCACCAUUCAUGCAAUCAGCAAAUCAAGAUAAUAUGAAUAUGUUAUACAUGAUAAAUAUUAUAAAUCAGUAUCGAAUUUUCAGGUGUUCGACUGCUCUAAAUGCGAAUACUCUACAUAUUUCAAGGAAUCACUGGACGAGCAUACAUUCAAAACACAUAUACAACCGAAUCAACAAUAUAGGCAGAUACAAUCAAAGAGGAAUGUAACGUUUAAAUGCGAAUUGGGGGAUUUUGAAAGCACUGAUUUUUCACUUGUAGUGAAUCAUAAAUAUGAAGUGCAUGGUGUGAGAAGUUUUAAAUGUGCCAGAUGCGAAAUCGAAACAACUUCUAUGCUGGAGUAUAUAAUGCACAUCAAUAACUAUCCCACCCAUAUAAUUUCUCCCUUGGGUGAUCGAUCUAACCAAGACAAUACAACGAGACAAACAUUUUCGUCUGAUUUUGCUAACAUAGGAACCAUACGUAGGCAGACCCAGUCGAAAGAAAAUGUACUGUUCAAAUGCGAAUUAGGCGAUUUUGAAAGCACCGAUUUUUCACUUUUAGUGAAUCAUAAAUAUGAAGUGCAUGGUGUAAGGAACUUUCAAUGUACCAGAUGCCCAAUGAAAACAUCGUCUAUGCUGGAAUACAUAGCACAUAUGAAACUAUAUCCAACACAUAUGAAUUCUCCCUCAAUUGACCGACCAGGCCAAUGCAAUGCGGGAAAUAGAUCAACCAGGAAUAAUAAUGAGAGAAAACACAUACAACAAACACUCAACGGAAAAGGAAAACAACCAGUUGCUAAUAUAUCAGCUAUACAUAAUCAGAGUUAUACCUGCAUAGAGUGUACGUUUUCAACACCAGACAUGAGAACAUUUGUAGAUCACAAAUUUGAAACACAUAAACACCGAUGGUUCAAAUGUCCUAAAUGUCGUGUAUGCUCGUCAUCUACAGAUGCCAGCAUGGAACAUUUCCGGAAAAAUCCCAGUCACAUGAUACCAUAUGUGGAAGAAAAAACACCGGAUAAUCACUCUGAUAACCUGAUAAUUGGACCGAGACGAGAGAAACAACACCGAUAUAAGUCGGAUGAAAACUUGAUCAUCGAGGUAAAGAAAGAAGGCGACAAAGAAAAGAUUGUUAUAACACCCAAAUCUUAUUUUUUCAAGAAUAGAGAUAAAAGGGAAAUCAUAUUCUAUUGUGAGGUUUGUAAAUUCAAUGCAUCCACCUACAAGAAGGUCUUAUUGCACAGAAAAACAAUCCACAACUUGGAUAUGAAAUGCUCUGGGUGUUCUCACACAACAUCGACGAUAUGUGAAUUAAAGGAACAUAUAGUGCAAAAUUCCACUCAUAUGACUGAAUAUGUCUCAUGCAACCUUUGCAAUUUUGGGACCUACGAUCAACUGGUGUUAAUCAGCCAUAAGGAAAGUGAACAUUUUCGAAAUGUUCAAGCCGCAAGUGAGAGAUAAUCAGAGACAGUGAUAAUAUAGUUUGUGAGUUGAAAGUGUUAAGCCCCCGAAUCAUAACCAGGCAAUGACGUCAGGAACCAAAAGCAUCCAGAUACAGCCUAAUGCUGCUUGGCUGUUAGAAUUUUUUUCAGGUUUCUAAUAUCUUUAUGCUUCUUUAGUUCUUGGAACAAAAAGUACUCAAAGCUGUAACUAUCUUAUUUCGUUUUUGGAAUUUGCGAAACUUGUAGCCUGUCAUUCAUCGAGAAAGUGUAGUGUGAAUAAAAUCUACUGAACAAUC